AUCAGGAUGUUAGCACCACACCCAUCUUGGGAUGUCAGGUUGGAUGAUGAUAAAGUUGAAGAAGAUGCUGUUUUCUUUGGAGCCCCAACAUUGAAUCAAAGCUGGCUCCUGAGGGGUUCAAGGAAAACCACCAGACAUAAUCCAAGAGCAAUACAUAAGAAUUUCGGGAAGCAUGUUUUGUCAAUCACUAUCAUUCUUAGUGUUAAAAAGAAAAACAGAUGCCUACAAGUCUUAGAGGACAUUAACUGUAACUGCAACUGAAAAUUUGGCAUCAGCUUUUGCUGUGGUAUCAGAAAUUCAGAGUGCUAUUCACAAACUUAUUAUAUGCCAGACUCACUGCAUACCGAUGUUUUCCUUCAGAAUUUGGCAGUAAAGGACUGUCCUGAUCUGAGGUCUUUGCCAGGUGUCCCAUCCAUAAUAAGGUGUGGUAUUGAAGAACCACCCAAUGGGAUACAGUGUUAUACCUCUCUUCUUCAAUAUAUGGAGAAUGGGAAUUGUGUGGGUUCUACUUCCAUUCAACACUACCACCCCUUCCUCCAAAAGCUCAAAUUGUGUGGGUCGUCUAUGCAGGCUAUAGUCCACUCUUUCCUGGUCCUGGACCAAAUUCAAUACUUCAUUGCCCUUAAAAUUCUGUGGAUGGAGAAUUUUCAUGAAAUGGUAGCUUUGCCAGAGUGGUUGGGCAAUCUUUCCUCUCUUCAAAAGCUGUAUAUUGUGGAUUGCGAGAAGCUGAUGUAUCUGCCCACUGAGCAAGCCAUGCAAUGCCUCGCCGAAUUGGAAAAGCUGAUGAUUUAUGAUUUCCCCAAACUAAAAAAUGAGCAGUCCAAGAUUAACCACAUUCCACUGGUUCAAAUAAAUACUCAGUACUAUUCAAAUUUUUGUUUCUGCAAAUCAUCACGAGACUUAAGAAGUUGCUAA
Messenger RNA from Quercus lobata, 915 nucleotides. RefSeq lists its product as uncharacterized. The transcript has 3 exons. NCBI's taxonomy places the organism in Eukaryota, Viridiplantae, Streptophyta, Magnoliopsida, Fagales, Fagaceae. Bases 325 to 915 code for a protein of 196 amino acids. The record is from RefSeq and is a predicted model, not a curated record.